Molecule: messenger RNA, 1465 nt
Organism: Rhododendron vialii
Lineage: Eukaryota; Viridiplantae; Streptophyta; Magnoliopsida; Ericales; Ericaceae
Product: protein RETICULATA-RELATED 4, chloroplastic-like
Exons: 8
Coding region: 134-1297 (387 amino acids)
Source: RefSeq, a predicted model, not a curated record
UGCUCUUAUCUUGACUCCCCCCCUCUCAAUCUCUCUCCACAGCUGAAAGGUGGAAAAAGAGCGAGAAAGAGAGUGGAGUGUGUGAAGAGAGAGAGAGAGAGAGAGAGUAGAGGGAGAGAGACCCACUUCAACCAUGCCCUCUCCCAUGGCGAUCUCCACUUUUUCCCACCUAUACUCUCUCUCUAUUUCAUUUCCACCACCACCACCACCGCACCGCCGUGUAAUCACUACCACCGCCUUCAUGAACUCUAACCUCUCCAUUUCCCCAAUCAGUUUAACUUCCUCCCGAAACCCUCACCCUCCUCCGUUUGUCGUCUUUUCCGGUGGAGACGGAGGCGACACCGGUGGAAAUUCCGGGGGCGGCGGAGGCGGAGGAGAUGAAGGAGACGAAGGAGACGAAGGGGAAGACGGAGGAGGUGAGGAUCGAGAGGGAAACAGAGGGGAUGCGAUGCUGGUUUUGGUGGCGGUGGGGAGGGCGUUGGAUAGCCUUCCUAAAGACUUGGCGGCGGCAAUUGAGGCGGGGAAAGUACCUGGGUCGAUAGUGAGAAGGUACUUUGAGCUGGAGAAAUCGCCCAUUUUCCGGUGGUUGCUUCAGUUCGGAGGGUUUAAGGAGCGGUUGCUCGCAGAUGAUCUGUUCCUGGCCAAGGUUGCCAUGGAGUGUGGCGUUGGGAUCUUCACUAAGACUGCUGCGGAGUGGGAAAGGCGCAGAGAGAAAUUCACCAAGGAGCUUGAUUUUGUUUUUGCAGACGUGGUGAUGGCCAUCAUUGCAGAUUUCAUGCUUGUCUGGCUUCCUGCUCCUACAGUUUCUCUUCGGCCAGCUCUUGCUGUCAGUGCUGGACCUCUUGCUAAGUUCUUCUAUGGCUGCCCUGACAAUGCUUUUCAGGUUGCCUUGGCUGGUACAUCCUAUUCCUUUCUACAGAGAGUAGGGGCCAUCGUGCGUAACGGGGCCAAGCUAUUUGCAGUUGGGACUGGUGCUUCUUUGGUUGGUACUGGAAUAACAAAUGGCUUGAUUUAUGCUCGAAAGGCAAUUGAUAAAACUUUUGCUGGUGAGGCAGAGGACGUACCGAUAUUGUCAACCAGUGUUGCCUAUGGUGUCUAUAUGGCAGUUUCUAGCAACCUUCGGUACCAAGUACUGGCCGGAGUCAUUGAACAACGGAUACUAGAACCUUUGCUUCAUCAACAUAAGAUUUGGCUGAGUGCAAUCUGCUUUGCCGUUCGGACAGGCAACACAUUCUUGGGGUCGUUGAUGUGGGUGGAUUAUGCACGUUGGGUUGGAAUCCAAAAGAUACGAGAGUAAUUAGAUUAAGUUGCUGGAUGGGUAAAUGGUCAGUAUUUACGUGAAUAUAUUUGGCUUUGUAAAAACGAUGAUCUUUUGCCCAGUAAAUGCGUAGAAUGAAAGGAAUGCUCUUUGUGGGUGCUUUUGCCCUUUGCUCUUUCAGAGUUAAUUCACCCGGUGUUUGUACAA